Mercenaria mercenaria is the source of this 845-nucleotide messenger RNA. RefSeq lists its product as uncharacterized. The transcript has 2 exons. NCBI's taxonomy places the organism in Eukaryota, Metazoa, Mollusca, Bivalvia, Venerida, Veneridae. Bases 73 to 777 code for a protein of 234 amino acids. The record is from RefSeq and is a predicted model, not a curated record.
ACAGUUCAUGUCAUUGCACUUUAUGAUUUUUAAGAAGAAAGGACAAAAAUCUGUAAGCUCACAUACUUAAAUAUGCGUAGAUUUUUAAAAUUAGUAUUUAUGUGGAUAUUUUGUUUUUUGUCGUCUGCUGAAGAGAAUCGGCGGCGAUUUGUCGCGGAUGAAGUGGACAUUGAGACGGAACUUAUCAAUCUUAAAAACGAACUGACUGCGUUAAAAUCGCUUGUCGGCCACACCUACAUCCGAUGGGGAAGAACGACGUGCCCGCCGGAAAACAGAACUGAGCUUUUAUACAGCGGCUAUAUGACUGGAGACAAGUGGGACCAGUCGGGCGGAGGAUCCAACAAUCUUUGCAUCCCAGAAAUCCCUUCAUGGGGGAAAUACGUUGACGGAUAUAAUGGGGGAUCGGAAAUCAGAGGUACAGAAAUCGAGGUUGAUAACAGUGUUUCUACGUUGUUGUUUGGGAAGUUGGCAUAUAACCAAGACAUCCCUUGCGCUGUUUGCCGAUCCAACAGGGCUUCACAUGUAAUGAUUCCAGGGAGAACAACUUGUUAUUCUGGUUGGACGGAAGAAUAUCGUGGCUAUGUUGUUGCAAGUAAGCCAACUUGGGCCGCAAACAGCGACUACAUAUGCCUUGACUCCGGGCUUGAAUUCGUUACGCACGGAGCAGGAGACGACGAAGAACAUGUGGUUAAACCGGUAGAAGUUAGAUGUGGAUCGGUUCCGUGUCCACCAUAUGUUGAUGGUAGAGAACUGGCCUGUGUCGUUUGCACGAAGUGAAACGUCUGCCUAUUGCUGUUUUUCCGCAAUGUAGUGUUUUCUUUUUUGAAUAUCAUUACAGCAAAUGA